GUGGGGGUUCUGAGUUCAAAACUACCCGUCGAGUUGCGCCCCCGUCCCCACCACAGCCCCGCCCGGAGCCCAGGUCUAAAGGCCAAAAAGGGCGAUAAGGGGCCUGCCCCCGGGAUGUGGUCCCCAAUGAGGCUCCUGUUCCUCCUCGCCGUGGUUUCACCGAAGGGGAUUGCCCCAGCCCCGUUACUGCUGGACGGGCAGACCUACGGGGCCGUGGAGCCCAUCUUCGGCCUGCACAACCUCAUCCGCCGGUUUGGUCGCCUCCUGCAGCCGCAGGUGGAGCUGGGCAGAACGGUGAAUCUCUUUGAUGAGCUCCUGAACAUCCGGGGCCUCCCUCCAAACUACCACAACGAGGCCCAGUCUCAACAGAAAGUGGGCAAUGCCACAGUCUACAGCCACCGCCAGAUCAACAAGGAAACAGACAACGACACUGGAGAAGUAGUGUUCGAGGAAAAGGUAAUAACAUCCGUGGAAGAAGACGACAUGGGGAAGAGCCCAUCCAUCAAGGAGGAGGUGGAACACCGCCAGAUCCAAAGACCCCAGCUCAGCUCUCCACCCCACAUUGCCUUCUUUUUUGUCCCACUUCCUCGACGCCUGGCAAGAACUGACCCCCCUCCUUCGGGCGGGCUGAAGGAUCACUGGUUAGACAACCACCAGAACCGGCUCAUGGCCCUCCGCGCUGGACUCCGCCAGGCCCCUCGUCUCCACCCCAUCUCCCCGAGGUCUCAUUUCCUCUACUUACUGCGGCCUCCCCGCCCACUCUAGAGAGGCUUGCAGGUUGGGGGCCCAGAGGCACGAGUUGAGAUUACUGGCCGGUGUAAACCUUUUGGAAAGAGUAAAGUUUUAAUGUGAAAA
This is a messenger RNA of Tachyglossus aculeatus (Australian echidna), 855 nucleotides long. It is a transcript of the gene DKKL1, whose product is annotated as dickkopf like acrosomal protein 1. Lineage: Eukaryota; Metazoa; Chordata; Mammalia; Monotremata; Tachyglossidae. The coding region runs from base 115 to 765 and encodes 216 amino acids. The record is from RefSeq and is a predicted model, not a curated record. The transcript is spliced from 5 exons.